AUGUCCUCCUCCUGGCCACCCCAGCUCAAGUUGAAGCAGCAGGCGACGCGCACUCACAUCGCCACUCCCACCAACCACUCGGCUUUGACUUCCUACGCUUCCUCACCGUCGCACACCCCCACAGGCGGCUACCUCAACAGCAAUGGGCAAGGAAGUGGCUACACUAACACAUACGCUACCUCUCACACGACGGCUCAUACGACUACCCCUAACAAGAAGAACAAGAAAAACAACAAGCGGAAGCAGAACGGUGGCAACGAGCAAUCAGGGCCGCACUACACUCCUGACGCCGACGCUGAUCUGGGAUCCAGAAUAGCUGGUAUCGGGCCCUUGCCGUCACAGGUAGGCAGGAAGAAACUCAAGGGCAAGGUGGGAUUUGGCUACACAGAGCCUGAGCCAGAAGUGGACCCGAACGUGAUCAACUGGGACAAGUACACGAUCAAGGGGACGUCGACGAAGCUAGAGAAGUCGUACCUGCGACUAACCUCGGAGCCUUCCCCUGCUGAUAUUCGACCGCUGCCUGUGCUCAAACAAACCCUGCAGCUUCUGAAGCAGAAAUGGAAGCAGAAUCACAAUUACGCCUAUGCGCUUGACCAGUUCAAGAGUAUGCGUCAGGAUCUGACUAAAGAUCUUGGCGAGUACAACCAAUGUCAGUCCAUGUUGCGGCAACUGUACGAACUCGGGAUCAGUGGUCACCCGAAGGAGUUCCUGUCUUACAGGAUCAUGUACCUCCUGCACACCAAGAACAUGUCUGAUAUGACGUCUCUCCUUGCCGCGCUCACACCGGAAGAGAAGGAGGACCCGGGUGUGCACCACGCUCUGCAGGUGCAUGCGGCGCUGGUGACGUCGAACUAUGUGCGAUUCUUCAGAUUAUUCCUGGAGGCGCCGAACAUGAGUGGCUACAUCAUGGACCACUUCGUAGAGCGAGAGCGCGCUCAGGCGCUGGCGAUCAUGUCCAAAGCGUACAUGACGCUGCCUUUGCCGUACCUAACGAAGACGCUGGCGUUUGAGGACGACGAGGAGACGGAUCAGUUCCUAUCCGCGCACAACGCGGCCGUGUACACGAACACGCGAGAUCCGAAGGAUCCCUGGAAGCCGAUCGCUCUCAGCGAGCGCGUGUGGGACUGCAAGAAGGCGCACGGCGCGUGUGUCCAUGCCACGCAGCAGUAUCGCGUCGUCGACCUCAAGGGUCAGGUCGACUAA
Molecule: messenger RNA, 1203 nt
Organism: Trichosporon asahii var. asahii CBS 2479
Lineage: Eukaryota; Fungi; Basidiomycota; Tremellomycetes; Trichosporonales; Trichosporonaceae
Product: SAC3/GANP domain protein associated with nuclear localization of protein
Exons: 6
Coding region: 1-1203 (400 amino acids)
Cellular component (GO): nucleus
Source: RefSeq, a predicted model, not a curated record